This is a messenger RNA of Anoplopoma fimbria (sablefish), 1667 nucleotides long. RefSeq names its product cystathionase (cystathionine gamma-lyase) (gene cth). Gene Ontology annotation, cellular component: cytoplasm. The record is from RefSeq and is a predicted model, not a curated record. The transcript has 12 exons. Gene Ontology annotation, biological process: transsulfuration. Lineage: Eukaryota; Metazoa; Chordata; Actinopteri; Perciformes; Anoplopomatidae. Gene Ontology annotation, molecular function: pyridoxal phosphate binding; cystathionine gamma-lyase activity. The coding region runs from base 62 to 1291 and encodes 409 amino acids.
UCGCAUACUCAUCCCUAGUCUACGUGGGGACACACACUCCGGGGGGGAGAGCCGCAUCGCCAUGGAUCAAAAUCACAAACGAGACGAGCAGAGCGAUUUGUUUGCCGGCUUCAGUGCGGCGUACAAAUCGUUCGCCACAGAGGCGAUUCAUAUCGGCCAGGAACCGGAGCAAUGGAAAUCAAUGGCUGUAGUUCCGCCGAUUUCUCUCUCUACCACGUUCAAGCAGCUCGAACCAGGAAACCAUGUCGGCUACGAAUACAGCCGGAGUGGAAACCCUACAAGAAACUGUCUUGAGAAGGCUGUGGCUGCUUUGGAUGGGGGAAAGUAUUGCAUUGCUGUUGCCUCUGGGCUGGCAGCCACCGUUACCAUCACCCACUUGCUCAAGAAUGGUGAUGGAAUCGUCUGCAUGGACGACGUGUACGGAGGCACAAACCGCUACUUCCAAAGAAUUGCAGCUGAAGUUGGUCUGGAGGUGUCUUUUGCCGACUGUACCAAACCAGAGCUGCUGAAGGCUGCUCUGAAGGCCAACACCAAACUGGUGUGGAUUGAGACCCCCACCAACCCCACGAUGAAGGUUGUUGACAUCAAGGUCUGUUCUGAGGUGGUCCAUGAACACAACAAAGACACAGUGGUGGUUGUGGACAAUACCUUCAUGUCUGCCUACUUCCAGCGCCCCUUGGCUUUGGGAGCUGAUAUCUGCAUGUAUUCCGCUACCAAAUACAUGAACGGUCACAGUGACGUGGUAAUGGGUCUGGCCUCUAUGAACCGGGAUGAUCUGUAUGAGCGACUGAAGUUUCUGCAAAAUGCACUGGGCUGUGUACCGUCUCCCUUUGACUGCUUCCUGGUUAACCGAGGACUGAAGACGCUACACCUGCGGAUGGAGCGUCAUUUCAAGAACGCUAUGGCUGCCGCAAAGUUUCUGGAGGCAGAUCCCAGGGUGGAGCGGGUCCUUUUCCCAGGCCUUCCCUCUCACCCUCAGCAUGAAGUGAUGAAGAGACAGUGCACCGGAUGUCCGGGGAUGAUCACCUUCUACAUUAAGGGGAAACUCGAGCACGCCAACGCCUUCCUCAGUAACCUCAAAUUAUUUGCGAUAGCUGAGAGUCUUGGUGGUUAUGAAAGUUUAGCGGAACAUCCGGCGAUUAUGACCCAUGCAUCAGUGCCAGAAAAAGAGAGGAUUGUCCUGGGGAUCAGUGACACACUCAUCCGACUCUCUGUGGGCCUGGAGGAUGAGGAAGACAUCAUCGAAGACCUCAAACAAGCGCUGGCUGCUGCUCACCCAAAGACCAAGUGAACUGUCUACAGGGAAUGCUCGAGGCUGAGGUUGAAAUCAGUCAAAGUCAGAAUGAAGACAGACUGGAGGUACCUGAAGUCUCAAAUCAUCGCAGAUCAACACUUGGCUCCUAAAUUCAGCGCACAAACAGCAGAGAUUCAACUAUCAGGGAACAACUUGUUCUUUACAAAAUACAAAUCAUGCUCUCUGUGAAUAAUUUACAUAAUUUUUUACAUGAGAAUUGUUAUGAUGCCUAUUUUAAUAGAACAUCAGUUUUAAUCUUAUUUAUCUUAUGCUGGGUUUGCUUUGUUUUUAUGUUUGUUUUAUUUUAAUUAAGUUUUGUUUUGAAGGGCAUCGAUGGGGCGUAUUACUAUUCAAUAAAGACUUGUGCUAUAUG